AUGUAACCAAUACCUUUAUAGAGUGGAAAUUCCUAAACCAACUUAGAUACGCAGGGGCCACUUUACUCUUACAGAGCUUGCCCGUUUAACCGUCUCGUACCAGAUUCGAACGUAAAAGCUAAUAAAAUUAAAAGAGAUCUUUUAGAUAUUCUAACGUCCAUUUCAUGUUUUUUCUGAAAAGAAAAAAAAGAAAAAAAAAGAAAAAAAAAACUCAACCAAAGUCUAUCCCAUGGGGGGAAAAAAUUGCAAGCCACCAGCUUUGAAGCCGGGGAGCAUUUCGUCGACGAAGAAGCAGAGUCCAACCGUCAAAAAGAAUGGAAUCUCAAGACCGAAUCAGGAGAAGAAGUGGAGUGGGGAAGAAAAAACCGUCAAAAAGAAUGGAAUCUCAAGACCGAAUCAGGAGAAGAAGUGGAGUGGGGGAAAAAAAACGAAAGAAAAAUUCGAAUCCGUAGACAGAGAAGAAGAUCGAUAGAGAGAGAAGAAAGAAAGAGUCAAGAAAUGGCGUGGAAAAAAGUGAGCAAAACCCGGAGCCAUGGCCGAAAGCGGCUUUGGACGACCACAAGGAUAGAGAUGAAGCAACGAAAGGAAGUCUUCGCGGAAGGGACGUCUCCUUUACCUCUCUUCUCGUUGGUGCCCGUCGAGGAACAGUGGCUGGAAGUGGAGCCCACCUGUACUCUUCUAUCCCCUCCCUUCCGCGUUGAUAAAGUUUGGGCCCUUCUAAGGCUUAAAGGAGAUAGGAAGAGAAGCCAUGGCCGAGCACAAGUUGACUCGCAUCCAUAGUUUCCGGGAUCAUCUUAGUGAUUCUCUCUCUGCCCAUCCAAGCGAAUUGUUUGCCCUCUUUUCAAGGUUUGUUAACCAGGAAAGGGGAAUGCUGCAACCUCAUCAGUUGCUUGCCGAGUUUGAAGCUGUAUUCUCCGAGGGAGAGAGGCAAGCACUGAAAGAUGGAGUCUUUGAAAGUGUUUUGAGAGCUGCGCAGGAAGCGAUUGUCAUACGACCCUGGGUUGCUCUUGCUAUUCGUCCAAGGCCCGGUGUCUGGGAGUAUCUGCAAGUUAAUGUGAGUGAACUGGCUGUGGAGGAGUUGACUGUAUCUGAAUACUUGCAGUUUAAGGAGCAACUUGUGAAUGGAGGAGGUAACCAGGAUAACUUUGUGUUGGAGUUGGACUUUGAACCAUUCAAUGCUUCCUUUCCUCGGCCUUCACUGUCGAAAUCUAUUGGUAAUGGAGUGCAAUUCCUUAAUCGUCACCUCUCUUCAAAAAUGUUUCAUGACAAAGAAAGCAUGUACCCACUGCUUAAUUUUCUCCAGGCACACAAUUAUAAGGGAAUGAAGAUGAUGUUAAAUGAUAGAGUACAAAGCCUUAGUGCUCUCCAAGCUGCACUGAGGAAGGCAGAGGAAUAUCUAUUGAAUAUCCCAGCAGACACUCCUUAUUCAGAGUUCAAUCACCGAUUUCAAGAGCUUGGUUUGGAAAAGGGUUGGGGUGACACUGCACAGCAUGUAAGCGAGACAAUUCAUCUACUCCAUGAUCUUCUUGAGGCACCGGAUCCUUGUACCCUAGAGAAAUUUCUUGGGACAAUUCCUAUGGUGUUUAAUGUUGUCAUUUUAUCUCCACAUGGUUACUUUGCCCAAGCUAAUGUUUUGGGAUACCCCGACACCGGGGGCCAGAUUGUCUAUAUUUUGGAUCAAGUUCGUGCACUAGAGAGCGAGAUGCUUCUUAGAAUAAAGCAGCAAGGCAUCAAUAUCACUCCUCGAAUUCUUAUUGUGACUAGAUUACUACCUGAUGCAGUAGGCACCACUUGCGGUCAGCGGCUUGAGAAAGUCCUCGGCACAGAGCACACACACAUUCUGCGGGUUCCAUUUAGAACAGAAAAGGGAAUCCUUCGUAAAUGGAUCUCGCGUUUUGAUGUAUGGCCUUACCUGGAAACUUAUGCUGAGGAUGUUGCAAAUGAACUGGCUGGAGAACUCCACGCAACUCCAGAUCUCAUUAUUGGAAACUAUAGUGAUGGAAACCUAGUAGCAUCUUUGCUGGCACAUAAACUAGGAGUUACUCAGUGUACUAUUGCCCAUGCCUUGGAGAAGACAAAGUAUCCAAAUUCAGAUAUAUACUGGAAAAAAUUUGAGAACCAGUACCAUUUUUCUUGCCAGUUUACUGCUGAUUUAAUUGCCAUGAAUCAUGCUGAUUUCAUUAUCACCAGUACUUACCAAGAGAUUGCUGGAAGCAAGGACACUGUGGGGCAGUAUGAGUCUCACAUUGCAUUUACCCUCCCUGGGCUCUACCGAGUGGUUCAUGGAAUUGAUGCGUUUGAUCCAAAGUUCAACAUUGUCUCACCUGGAGCUGAUGCGUUGAUUUACUUCCCUUACAUGGAGGAGGUUAAGAGAUUGACUUCUCUCCACCCUGAAAUUGAGGAGCUCCUUUUCAGUUCUGUAGAGAACUCUGAACACAAGUUUGUGUUGAAUGAUCGGAAAAAGCCUAUAGUCUUCUCGAUGGCAAGAUUGGACCGUGUGAAGAACAUAACAGGUCUAGUUGAGCUAUAUGGAAGGAAUGCCCGUCUGAGGGAACUGGUCAACCUUGUUGUUGUGGCUGGUGACCAUGGGAAGGAAUCCAAGGAUCUUGAGGAACAAGAAGAGCUAAAGAAGAUGCACAGGCUCAUCGAGGAGUACAAAUUGAAUGGCCAGAUCCGAUGGAUCUCUGCCCAGAUGAACAGGGUUCGCAACGGGGAGCUGUAUCGCUACAUUGCUGAUACCAAAGGAGCCUUUAUACAGCCUGCCUUUUAUGAACCAUUUGGGCUGACAGUCAUUGAAGCCAUGACAUGUGGCCUGCCGACAUUUGCAACAUGCAAUGGAGGGCCGGCAGAGAUCAUAGUUCAUGGUGUUUCUGGCUUCCACAUUGAUCCUUACCAGGGAGACAAAGCUGCAGAGCUUUUGGUCAGUUUCUUUGAGAAAUGUAGGGAAGACCCCACCCACUGGAACAAAAUUUCACAAGGAGGGCUGAAGCGAAUUGAAGAGAAGUACACUUGGAAGCUAUAUUCUGAAAGGUUGAUGACAUUGGCUGGUGUAUAUGGGUUUUGGAAGUAUGUCUCAAAGCUCGAAAGGCGAGAGACCCGUCGUUACCUUGAGAUGUUUUAUGCCCUCAAAUAUCGUCACUUGGCACAUUCUGUUCCAUUGGCUGUUGAUGGAGAGACCAUUACCAAUGGACCGAAAUAGUGAGAAGGGGAGGUAGACUCUGGCAUUAGUCAUUUGGGAUUCAUUCCUUUUAGUCCUUUCUUCUGGAUAAGCACCAUUUUUCUUUUUGGAUUAGCAUCAUUGUUGCAAGGGCUUGUUUUGCAUGUAACAAGUAUGAACAACUCUGUGAUAAUUCUCAAAUAGAAGGCUUAUUGUCAAAGUUGAUACAAAAAACUUUAUAUG
Molecule: messenger RNA, 3400 nt
Organism: Elaeis guineensis (African oil palm)
Lineage: Eukaryota; Viridiplantae; Streptophyta; Magnoliopsida; Arecales; Arecaceae
Product: sucrose synthase 1
Biological process (GO): sucrose metabolic process
Molecular function (GO): sucrose synthase activity
Source: RefSeq, a predicted model, not a curated record